Messenger RNA from Mercenaria mercenaria, 3161 nucleotides. Its product is annotated as solute carrier family 15 member 2-like. Gene Ontology annotation, cellular component: membrane. Gene Ontology annotation, biological process: transmembrane transport; oligopeptide transport. Gene Ontology annotation, molecular function: dipeptide transmembrane transporter activity. NCBI's taxonomy places the organism in Eukaryota, Metazoa, Mollusca, Bivalvia, Venerida, Veneridae. The record is from RefSeq and is a predicted model, not a curated record.
AUGGCAGAAGACACAAGUAUAUCUACAGGAGAGACUGGUGUUAUGUUCAUCAACACCCUACCUUGCAAUGUUCAUAUAAAAUCACCCAUGUUCAGUGAGGAGUUAAACAGUUUGGGAAUGAGUGAUUUCAUUGUGACUGACAGUGGAAAAUACAAAAUGACUGCUGAAUCUAAGUGCAAAGGCCAGAAUUAUAAAUUUGAAAAGACUUUCCAGUGUUCAGAAUUGAAGGCAUAUAGAAUGAUAUUGUACUUUGAUGUGAACAAGGGCUUGAAAUUGUCACAAUUUCCAGACAAGAGAGAUAAACCAAAACAUGGAAAUGCAGCAUUAAGUAUGUUUAGUAUAGAUGAUCUAGUUGAUACUCUCACCAUUAUAUCUACAAGUGCAGAUGCUCUGUCGUCCUCAGAUAUAGGGAUACAUUUUAAUGUGACCCCUUUUAAAGCAACAGAUUUUAUGGAGGUGGAACCACUGCGAUAUAAGAUAUAUGAACUGAGUGUAGUAUUUUCAAAGUUGAUUGACACUAGUCAGAAUUUACGCUUAAAGCAGUGGUGUUUAUACAGCCUAUGUUCACAACAAUGGGACUGAGUCUGUUGUUCACCUGUUUGUGGAUGUAACAGAAAACACAGUUUCUAUGAUGUGGCUUAUACCUCAGUAUAUACUCAUCACCCUUGGAGAAGUACUGUUCUCAGUUAGUGGGUUGUCCUUUGCCUAUUCCCAGGCACCAACAUCACUGAAGUCUGUUGUUCAAGCAGUUUGGCUGGUUACAGUGUCAUUUGGGGAUCUGGUUGUGAUAAUUGUGGCAAAUAUACACUCGAUACCAUCACAGAUGGUUGAAUUCUUCAUAUUUGCUACCCUCAUGUUUGUUGACACUAUCAUAUUUAUGAUAAUGUCAAAGUUCUACACUUACAAAGCGAAUUCCCUUGACUACUGCGAGCUGGUUGAAGAAGCGCCAGAAAUUAAUGUUUCGGAAAGAUCUGGAGGAGAGGAGCAUCCAUUGAAGAGCAUGACUAUGCCAAAGCCUACUACUACACAAAACUUUAAGGAAGAAUAGAUUUCUUGUUAAAAUAUACCUUUUUUGUCAUAUUUUAUAGUGCAUACUUACAAGUUUAAUUAGCAUUACUGGUAACUGAUUUCUUUCAUCACAGGCUUUUGUUUAUAUUAUGCAAAUAUAGAAAUAUCUUGGUACUGCAACCAGAUGUAUUAUGUGCAUUUAGCUGGCUAAUGUAUGCUAAAAUCAUUUUUAAUUUGUAUUUUUAUGCCCCCGAAGGGAGGCAUAUAGUUUUUGAACCGUCUGUCGGUCAGUCGGUCCGCAAUUUUCGUGUCCGGUCCAUAUCUUUGUCAUCGAUGGAUGGAUUUUCAAAUAACUUGGCAUGAAUGUGUACCACAGUAAGACGACGUGUCGCGCGCAAGACCCAGGCCCGUAGCUCAAAGGUCAAGGUCACACUUAGACAUUAAAGGAUAGUGCAUUGAUGGGCGUGUCCGGUCCAUAUCUUUGUCAUCAAUGAAUGGAUUUUCAAAUAACUUGGCAUGAAUGUGUACCACAGUAAGACGAUGUGUCGCGCGCAAGACCCAGGUCCGUAGCUCAAAGGUCAAGGUCACACUUAGACGUUAAAGGAUAGUGCAUUGAUGGGCUUGUCCGGUCCAUAUCUUUGUCAUCGAUGGAUGGAUUUUCAAAUAACUUGGCAUGAAUGUGUACCACAGUAAGACGACGUGUCGUGCGCAAGACCCAGGUCCGUAGCUGAAAGGUCAAGGUCACACUUAGACGUUAAAGGAUAGUGCAUUGAUGGGCGUGUCCGGUCCAUAUCUUUGUCAUCGAUGGAUGGAUUUUCAAAUAACUUGGCAUGAAUGUGUACCACAGUAAGACGACGUGUCGCGCGCAAGACCCAGGUCCGUAGCUCAAAGGUCAAGGUCACACUUAGACAAAGGUCAUUUUUCAUGAUAGUGCAUUGAUGGGCGUGUCCGGUCCAUAUCAUUGUCAUUCAUGCAUGGAUUUUAAAAUAACUACGCAUGAGUGUGUGACACAGUAAGACGAUGUGUCGCGCGCAAGACCCAGCUCCGUAGGUCAAAGGUCCUAAACUCUUAACAUCGGCCAUAACUAUUCAUUCAAAGUGCCAUCGGGGGCAUGUGUCAUCCUAUGGAGACAGCUCUUGUUCUUUUAUUUUUUUUAUUCCAAAUUUAUGGGUUUUUUUCUGUCAAAGGAACUGUGUGAAUAAACCCACACAAUUUUGUUUUGAGAUACAAACAUAUGAAAUCCACAUUGUAAUCUGUGAUACAUGGAAGACAGCAAGCCUGUAUGGCAACUGACAACACAUAGUGCAAGUGGCUAGAGGACGCUUUAUGAUAUUUUGCACAGGUUUUAGUUUUUUACUAGUAUCACAUGCUUAUGCAGCUUUCUUACUUAAAGUGGUAACAGAUAUUUUUAGAGUACUUUCGAACACUAUCAGAUAGAUUAAUGUAUGCAUUAAAGGGUGGUGGUACCGGUAAUGCUAUUAGCCGUGUGUAGUAUGUAUGGGACAUUUUUUAGACAUAUUAAAUGAUGAGGAUUGAACUAUUUUCAAUACAAGGUACUGUAGCUUAGUAUCUUAAAUAAAACCUGUAUCUUCCAAGAAUAUAGUGGAGUAAAUUUCAGGUGGAUGGCGUGUACCGUAAUCCUAGCCUCCGAUUCUAGGAUUACGGAAGUUCUGUAUUCCUAGACAACCCUAUGAGGAUAGGCUAGGAUUACGGAAAUAUUUAAGGGGCAUCAAAUAUAUGUUAGGACAUGUAUAAAUGAUGUUGUAAACUUACUUAUUUCACUUAAAAUAGUGAUUUUUCAUGCCUGUCGUAUUAUUUCGUGCUAUCGAUCCGCCAUUUUUGGUUUGUAUAAUCUUAAACGAUGAAUUAAUGGUGGUGCGCGGAAAUGUCGAAAAGAAAGAAAAAAAAAUAAAUACAAAAGAAGAAAGAAAAGAAAAAAAUAGAGAAGAAACAAUGAAAAAUGAGCUGGCUUACGGAAGGCCGGUGGUUCUACCCAGGUGCCUGCUCGUGAUGAAAUAAUGCACGGAGGGGCACCUGUGGUCUUCCUCCACAAUUAAAGCUGGAAAGUGGCCAUAUGACCUAUCAUGUGUCAAUGCGACGUUAAAUCAAAAAAAAAAAAAAAAAAAAAAUCAUGAAUAUGAAGUAAUAAUAUA